AGCCUCGCUUGGGGGCUCAGUCGAGUUUUAGCACUCGGUGUUCAUUUACUGUAAAUAACGUGUUUAAAGAUGGUGUCUAGAAUUUUGGUUAUUGCUUUGGUUGUUUGCACCGCGAACGCCGCAAUGUGGAUGAGAUUCUUGCCUGAGAAACCUAAGGACUUAGCGCACAAAGAAGGCUGUUACAUUGAAGAGAUCAAUGAUGUCGUGCCGUUUGGCACUGAAGUCAAACCUAUCGGCAAAUGUGUCGGGAUAGACUGCGAGAAUUCAAUGAUUACCUAUGCAUCAUGUGGCGUCAUUGACACAACCAGUAACAACUGCUACGUCACAAAAGAAGAUCUUAGCAAGCCAUACCCAGAGUGUUGUCCUAAAAUUAAAUGUGAUUUUGAAAACAACGUUUAGUUUUAUAACUGUUUAGGUUAGUUGCAUAUCUGAUUAUUAUUAUGCUGGCAUUUCAAAAGAAAGAGACAUUGGGAAUGUCCAAUGUAAUAAAAAAGAUAUGAGUGACAAAGAUCAAGAAAGAGAAUAAAGUGGUGCUCUAAAUGUGAGACGUACGUGAAGAUGCCUUGUCUUUAAGUGGAAGUGAGAAGACGAAACACUACAAAUUGAUCUGAAGGAAGUGCAAAACUAUUGACAAUCCACACCAAAUGUAGCGAGUUCAUAUCAUUUAUACACGAAGAUUACGGUGGCUCAAAAAUAUUGCAAUACAGCAACUUCACAAUUUGACAACGCAAUUAAAGCAAAUCGCAAAUUCAUUAGAAAAUGAAAUAAAUAGAUAAUGAGAGGAUUUACCCUCAGCACCGAAUUCAAAUUAUUAAACAAGGACGAAGAAAAAAUCAGCGAAAGGCGAAAUGGAGCAAGUACAAAGGAAAUUAACACAUUCUGAGUAUGGGAAAGCUGAGAUACAUAGAAGGGAAUGCGAUGCCAACAUUAUAAUUUCGGAUGUCUUAUUAAGACUUAUUAGAUAGAGUUCCUUUAAAAUUGAUCGGAGUGGUGAUAAGUGACUCCGAUUCUAGAAGCUAUCUUGCCACCAAAUUGUUGAGUUUAUUUAUUUUAUUAAAUUAGAAGUUAUUUUGCUA
Molecule: messenger RNA, 1076 nt
Organism: Manduca sexta (tobacco hornworm)
Lineage: Eukaryota; Metazoa; Arthropoda; Insecta; Lepidoptera; Sphingidae
Exons: 3
Coding region: 70-399 (109 amino acids)
Source: RefSeq, a predicted model, not a curated record